This is a messenger RNA of Notodromas monacha, 6852 nucleotides long. NCBI's taxonomy places the organism in Eukaryota, Metazoa, Arthropoda, Ostracoda, Podocopida, Cyprididae. The record is from the annotation of a GenBank genome assembly.
AUGUUUGUGUUUUUGCGGGAUACGAAACUUGACCCUUUCUUCCCGAUUGCUAUUGCUAUCCAGGAAAUGGAGAUGGCCAUACUCUCGGUCUUCGUUUGCAAGGAGGAGGAGCGUCAGGCAUUGGCCCACAUGCAGCAGGUUUACCAGAAGCAGAUGGAUGAAAUGCGACAGGAAGUGCAGAAGCGAGACCAGGAAAUCCUGGCGCUGUCUGCCAAGUCCAAUAAAAAAAACAGAAGAAGUGCAGAAGCGAGACCAGGAAAUCCUGGCGCUGUGACGGUUCAGGUUCCGCAACCUCCUGGUCUUGGUGCUGAAGGUCGUGGUGUAGCCCGAGGAGUUUCUCCCAGAGCCGAGGAUCUUCGAGACCGGCUUGAAGAGAAGAACAAGGUGAUAGAGAAGAAAACGCAAAUCGCAUUACAGGCAACUCAAGAGAAGAACAGGAUCACUACUGAAUUGAACGAGAUGCGGGACCACAUUGAAAUCAAGGACCGCAAAAUCAAUGUCCUCCAACGAAAGAUUGAGAACCUGGAAGAGCUGCUGAAGGAGAAGGACAACCAGGUGGACCUGGCCCGGGCUCGGCUCUCAGCCAUGCAACAAUCGCACACCACGUCCGAGGGCACUUUGUGCACUCUGGAAGAAGCUAUUGGCGACAAGGAGAAGCAAAUUGCGCAGUUGCGGGAACAACGCGACAGAGCCGAGCGAGACAAGGCCGAAGAGCGGGAUUUGCACGAGCGGGAAAUUGCAGAGUACAAGAUGAAGCUGCAGUCGGCCAACAGCGAACUGGAGAAGGUCCAAGUCCGGCUGGAAAGAAGCCUGGCGGAGAAGGCCAAGCUCGAGACCAAAUUGGAGAGUUCUCAGUCUGACCUGGGCAAGGCCCGGGCCGAGCUGGACAAGAUCCAAAACGAGGUCGGCAAGUCAUCCAGCGAUUGGGAAUCGGCGAGAUUCAGGGUCACCAAGCUCGAGAUGGAGAACGAGAAGUUGCGCAGCGAGGUCGACCGACUCCGCAGUCAACAACAAUCUUCUUCACAGCAGCAGCAGCAGCAACAGGACUACGGCAACUACGGCGGCUCGUACUCGUCCCUGUACUCGCGCCGAGAGCGAGAUUCCAGCAUGGACCGAGGCCGGGACCGAGACGUGGUGGCGUCCAGGGACCGUAGCAGGGACCACAGUCGGGACCGAGGCGGCGGCGGUGGCGGCGGCUACUCGGACUACGGCGUCGGCGUCGGCGGCGGCCGAGACUCGGGCUACCUCACGCACUCGGAGCAGUUGGCGACGCUGCAGGACAAGUACGACAAGGCACAGCAGGACCUGCGAAGGGCGCAGGCCGAACUCCGCAUGAACCAAAUGGACAUGGAACGAUCGCAGGCAGACUCCAGUCAGCUCCAGGAGAAGGUCGAGAAGUCCCAAGGGGAAAUAUAUCGACUGAAAGCGCGGCUGGAGAAUGCGCAGUCGGAGAAGGACAACCUGCAAGAGGAGUAUGACCGGAGCCAGGUCGUGGUGUCCAAGGCCAUUGCCGACAAAGACCGGGCCAUGGCGGAACUGGCCAAGUUGAACGAGGAGUUUGAGCGAGCCGAGGCCACUUUGGGCAAGACCCAGAUGCAGCAGGACAAGACCCAGCAACUGCUGGACCAGGCCGAGGCUGAGGUGGAGCAGUUGCAGGAGCGACUGGAGCGACAGGCUGCAGAACUCAGAAGAGCGCAAGCAGACAGAGAAAAGGUCGGAGAUGAAAUGGAAGCCCUGCAAACGCAAGUUGACAAAGCUCAGGGACAAAUCGUGCGAUUGCAAAAGGAACGCGACAGCGCACUCAACGAAAUCGAACGCAUGCGUGAACGUCUGGAAAAGAUGCAGAAUCAGCCCGGGACAGGGGCCGGGAAUUCGCGGUGGAAUCCCUAUUUAAACGUUAAAGUAUAUUUCAUAGCCCUGCAAACGCAAGUUGACAAAGCUCAGGGACAAAUCGUGCGAUUGCAAAAGGAACGCGACAGCGCACUCAACGAAAUCGAACGCAUGCGUGAACGUCUGGAAAAGAUGCAGAGCGACUUGGCUCGAUUCGAAAGCUCGAAAGAGAGCCUGGAAUCCGAAGUGGACAAACUCACUGGGAAACUGGACUCUCUGCAAACCCAUUUGGUGAAGACCCAGCGUGACAAGGAAAGUGGCGCCACGGAGCUGGAAUUGCUCCGCGAGAAGAUGGAGAAGACUCGCAUGGGUCUCCAGAAGGCGUCCGCCGAAAGAGACGCUCUCCAGGCUGACCUCACUAUCUGGAAAGAGAAAGCAGAGAAGUUGCAGAUCCAGGUAGUCAAGCUCACCGACGACCGAGACUCGACCAACGAAGAAUACGAACGUGUCCUAGAAAAGUGUGAUAGGGUGCAAGGAGAGGUGUACCGAUUGCAGAACCGCCUGGACUCGGCUCAGCGCGAAGGCGACACUGCCCAAGUCGCCCUCGAAAAAGAACAAGCCGCCAGCGCGAAACUCAAGGAAGAACUGCGCAAAGUGCGAGAAGAACUCCAAUCCGUCGAGGACCUCUACACCAAGGCCAUGACCCAGCUGGAACGCCAACGAGACUACGACGACCGAAGCAAAAAGGAAGUCGACGACAUCAAACUCGAACUCGAGCUCAUGCGCGAAAAGUACGACAAGGCGCAGAACGACAUUCGUCGCGGACUCGCAGAGAAGGAGAAACUCGAGAGCCAAGUGGAAAAGCUCACGUUCGACGCGAACCGACUUCAAACCCAGUUGGACAAGUCGCAGGCCUCUGGAGGCAAACACCAAGAAGAAAUGGACAAGCUUCAGGGCCAGAUUGAGAAGGUGUACGAAAAGUGCGAUCGGUUGCAAAUCGAGCUCAGACGGGCUCAAAUGGAGCGCGACAAGUUCAUGAGCGAGAAUGAAAUGUUGCAAGCCGAAGUGGACAACGUUCAGUCUCGCGUCGGGAAAUUCCAGGACAGCGAGGAAAGGACCAAAGAAGAAGCAGAACGGAUUCGAACCGAGGUGCAAGUGCACAAGGAGCAGUGCGACAAAUACCGAUCCGAGUCGGAGAGACACAUGUUGGCCAAGAUCAAUUUGGAACAGGAGUUGGAAAGGCUCAAGAAUGAUCUGGAUCGAGCUGAGACCGGCAAGAGUCGCCAGAUGGCGGAGUCGGAGAAAACGAGUCAGGAAUUGCAGCAGAUGCAGGCCGAGAUUAAUAGACUGAGGGACAAGUACGAUUUCAGUCAGCAGGAGGCUACCAAGUACCGGCUAAGUACUGAGAAGCUUGGCGAAGAGCUCAAGAAGGUCAGAGCGGAACUGGAUGUCGCCCAGAACCAGUUCCACAAGCUCACUUCCACUGACACGGAUAAGGCGAUGGAGCUCGAACGCGCCAAGCUGGAAGUGGAAAAAGUCCGCGGCAAGAACGAGAAACUCCUGACUGACCUGACCCGGUCACAGAAGCAGCUCGAAGCCCUGGAAUUCGACAAAGAGCGCCUUCAAAAGGACCUCGCAACCGCCACUGAACAAUUGUCCAACCACUCUGUCAAGGCCGGCGAAGACGCCAAACACACCAAGGCCCAAUUGGAGAACCUCAACGCAUCUCUGCUCAAGACCCGAGAGCAACUCGCAGCUGCAGUCAAGGCCAAGGCAGUGUCUGACAAGCAGUUGGCAGAUGCCAACGAGCGACUCGCCAAGUCCCAGCAGUUCUUGGCAGACGCGGAAAAGUCUUUGACAAGCAUGCAGUCGUAUAGCGACGAGCUGAAGACGCUGCGAGACAGACUCGGUUUGGCCGAGACGGAAAUGAAGACUCUGUUGGCAGAGAGGGACAGAUUGGCUGCUGAAGCCCUGGCAGCGCAAGACAGCUUGUCAGAGUAUAAGAAGAUCGUGGAGGAGACUGCGGAUGAGCACAAUAAGAAAUGGAAGGCUGAGUUUGACAAGCGGAAGCAGCAAAUGGAGAAUGUGGAGAAGGAACUCGCCGAACUGCGCAACGAGUACAUGAGAGUCAAGCAAGAGAACGCCAAGAUGCGGGACUUCAUUGAAAACAAGGACAAACAAAACAAGGACGUCUCGGAAGAAGUGAAACGCCUGGAACCUGAGCUCGCCAAGGUGACCAGUGAAAGGGACCAGCUUGUGGGGCAGCUGAAAAAGUCCCAGGAGAUGCUUUUGAACUUGCAGCAGGACUUGCAGCAGUCGGAAUCAGAGCUGGAGCAGGCUAGAAAGGCCUCUGAGAACCUGAAGCAGGACCAGGGCAGCAAGGGCAAGGAGAUGGAGGAGCUCAAGGCCAACUUGAAGAAGCUGAUUGACCAGAGGGACCAAGAGAUCCAACGCCUCACUGCGGACCUCAAGACCAAGGAGAAGGACUUGGUUUCACUUUCCCAGGCUGCCAAGCAGGAACGCGCCCAGUUCGAGCAGCUGCGCCACGAGGCCGAGGAGCUGAAGCGGUGCCUGCAGGGCGGCGACAUGCAAGCAGCCAAGAUGCAGGAGCUGGCCAUGCAGGAGAAGGCCCGGGCGGACAAGGCCGAGACGCUGGCCGGCAACAUGCAGGUGGAACUGGCCGAGAUGCAGCAGCAGUUUGCCCAGUACGACAAGGAGAUGCAGCAGCUGUUGCAAAAGGACGCCGCGUCGUCGUCCGUGCACCACGAGGAGUUGCACAAGACGCUGCGGGAACUGGACCACGCGAGGGCGGAGAUCCAGAGACAAGCAGUGGAGAAGGACCGACUCGAGGCACAGCUGCACACGCUGGUGGCUGAGCUGGAAAAGCAGCAGCACGCUGCACAAGCUGCGCAGGCUGCCAUGGCCAGUGCAGGUGAUGCAGGCGCAGCCAACGAGCAGUUGUCCCACAUGAACAAGGUGAUGGCGCAGAAGGAGUCAGAAACGAAACGCUUGCAGGAAGAACUCCAACGGCUUCUCGGGCUCAUGACAAUGGCGGAGGAAGAGAAGUUUGCCAAGGACAAACAAAUCUCCAGCCUCCAAGACUUGAAAGCCAGCAGGAGCCUAGGCCCGAGGGGAAAAAGUCCAAGUUUGCCCUGUGAUGCAAACAAGGCUGUUGCCAUCCAAGGGCUAAGCGAUGAUCUAAAACAGUGUUCCCCAACCCAUUGUCCACAGACUGAUGCUGGUUUGUGGUUGGCUGCACAAGCUGCGCAGGCUGCCAUGGCCAGUGCAGGUGAUGCAGGCGCAGCCAACGAGCAGUUGUCCCACAUGAACAAGGUGAUGGCGCAGAAGGAGUCAGAAACGAAACGCUUGCAGGAAGAACUCCAACGGCUUCUCGGGCUCAUGACAAUGGCGGAGGAAGAGAAGUUUGCCAAGGACAAACAAAUCUCCAGCCUCCAAGAUGCGUUGAAGAAGGCGAAAUCCGGAGCUCACUCUGCGGGUGAAUCGCUUCUUCAGCAAGUCCCGAACCCGGGGAAUUUCCUCAAAAGUUUGUUCUAGUCCCGAUUGCAAUGUCAAAUACUUGAUCUGUGGUACUCGUGUCGUGUGUGCAGUCGAUCGGUGAUCCACGUGUCAUUUUUUUGCUACUGAAAUUAUUAUUCUCAUCAGGGGGGCAUUGAUCGAAGUUAUCCGUUUCCACAGAAUUACGCACACGUUGGGGGGGGGGGGGGGAUGAAGAGCAAUACUGAGUAUUAAUACAUAUCUUUGAACGAAAGUUCCGGGGUAUUGCUUGGAAACAUAACGAAGACUGACGGUUUAAUUCAAGAGGAGGAGAAAAGUCUGAAAGAACGCGUGAGAGAAAGAAAGACCUUUUUUUUUCUUUUCCAGAAACUCAAUAUAUUGCAAAUGGGGGGCGAAAAACAGAACAGAAAAGAGGAACCUCAUCGUUUUUCUUUUUUUUGUGACUCUUCAAGCACAUUUCGCGCGUUGACUUUCAGCUCGAUGAAGGCGUUUAUCUUGUUUCCUUUCUGCGUGAAUGACGUUGUUGAAGCGUUUCUUUUUUCGUUGUCUUGUUUGUAUACAUUCCGAUCUCGGAAAAUGUGCCUGAAGAAGCGCACUGCCACAAGGUGAGAAGAUUCGAAAGGUAGGCCUCACGGUUUGAAAAGGAAGUUCGCUGUUCAGUUGAUGAGAGAGACUCGUUCCCCUUUUUCUACGCGAUGACCAAAAGCGGAGAAAGUGUUUUAGAUGUUCACAAGGUGGUGGAAUUGUUAUUGUCUCGAUGCAACGUGAUGCAGGUAACAGAAAAAAAGAAAAGGGAAAGAAUAUUAGAACGUUAUUAUGACGGUGACGUUAACCUAGAAAUUUUUCACGUCGUUGUGAAGCGAGGAGAAUUUCUUUUUCCGUAGUUCGCAAAAAAUUAGGCUUCAUUUGCCGGAAGAAAACACACUCGGGUUGAAGCGGUUUUUUAUACGAUAGCAAUUGAUCACAUCGCAAAAAAAAAGGAUUUUCCAUGAUGGGCAUACGGUUUUUUUCUAGUCUUCUUUUUUUUGGCGCUAAAAAUCUCUAAAGGCUUUUCCGGGUUUGUUUUUUUCUUCAUUCUCGUCACGAUUCGAUUUCUCAUCCACGGUGAUGAAUUUUUUGGACCUAUUUAAAGAAAAAAAACAUUCAUCCCCUGCGAACAGAUUUUGAUCAAAACAUUCGACGGAAAACGUCAUGUUGGUCGUUUCCGACGGAUGAAACAAGAUUUAUUUGGAUUUCCUUUUUUUGAGUUCGGUUGGUUGGAAUGGAAUCACAGGUGCGACAGGAUUUCAUUAGCUUGUUUUGCUAGACGAAAUACCGUUUGUCUUGUCUUCCGCGUUUACUGUUCUUUAUGUGCACUGCAAGAGGGGAAAAAAAAUUCGAAAGAAAAAUGGCAAGACUAUACGGGGACACACUGUUGUUCGACGCUAGCAGUGCUGAGCAAGCUGGAAAUCCGCUCCUGGGUGACUCGUUUUACUGGAGGAAAAAUAUAUGUAACUGUCAGCAAGA